AUGGCCCGGAGGCAGGACGAGCAGAGAGGGGGAGCGCCCUUGAUGGCGGAAGGCAAGUCGGACGCGGAGGUUAAGCUCAUUCUGUACCACUGGACGCAUUCCUUCAGCUCUCAAAAGGUGCGCUUGGUAAUUGCUGAAAAGGCAUUGAAGUGCGAGGAACAUGAUGUAAGUCUGCCCCUGAGUGAGCACAAUGAACCCUGGUUUAUGCGUUUGAACUCAACUGGAGAAGUGCCCGUCCUUAUCCACGGGGAAAACAUUAUUUGUGAGGCCACUCAGAUCAUUGAUUAUCUUGAACAGACUUUCCUGGAUGGAAAAACACCCAGGUUAAUGCCUGAUAAAGGAAGCAUGUAUUACCCACGGGUACAACAUUAUCGAGAACUACUUGACUCCUUGCCCAUGGAUGCCUAUACACACGGCUGCAUUUUACAUCCUGAGCUGACUGUGGACUCCAUGAUCCCAGCUUAUGCAACAACAAGGAUUCGCAGCCAAAUUGGUAACACAGAGUCUGAACUGAAAAAACUUGCUGAAGAAAACCCAGAUUUACAAGAGGCGUACAUUGCAAAACAGAAGCGACUUCAAUCAAAGCUCCUUGACCACGACAAUGUCAAAUACUUGAAGAAAAUUCUUGAUGAAUUGGAGAAAGUCUUGGAUCAGGUUGAAACUGAGUUGCAAAGAAGAAAUGAAGAAACCCCAGAAGAGGGCCGCCAGCCAUGGCUCUGCGGGGAAUCCUUCACCUUGGCUGACAUCUCGCUUGCUGUUACACUGCAUCGACUGAAGUUCCUGGGGUUUGCGAGGAGAAACUGGGGAAAUGGAAAGCGACCGAACUUGGAAACCUAUUAUGAGCGUGUCUUGAAGAGAAAAACAUUUAACAAGGUUUUAGGACAUGUCAACAAUAUAUUAAUCUCUGCGGUGUUGCCAACCGCAUUCCGGGUGGCCAAGAAAAGGGCCCCAAAAGUUCUUGGCACCAUCCUUGUGGUUGGUUUUCUUGCAGGAAUGGGAUAUUUUGCUUUUAUGCUUUUCAGAAAGAGACUUGGCAGCAUGAUAUUAGUGCUCAGACCCAGACCAAAUUAUUUCUAG
This is a messenger RNA of Eubalaena glacialis (North Atlantic right whale), 1077 nucleotides long. It is a transcript of the gene GDAP1, whose product is annotated as ganglioside induced differentiation associated protein 1. The record is from RefSeq and is a predicted model, not a curated record. NCBI's taxonomy places the organism in Eukaryota, Metazoa, Chordata, Mammalia, Artiodactyla, Balaenidae. Gene Ontology annotation, biological process: mitochondrial fusion; mitochondrial fission. The transcript has 6 exons. Bases 1 to 1077 code for a protein of 358 amino acids. Gene Ontology annotation, cellular component: mitochondrial outer membrane.